This is a messenger RNA of Poeciliopsis prolifica (blackstripe livebearer), 6829 nucleotides long. RefSeq names its product unconventional myosin-X-like. Lineage: Eukaryota; Metazoa; Chordata; Actinopteri; Cyprinodontiformes; Poeciliidae. Gene Ontology annotation, cellular component: myosin complex; cytoskeleton. Gene Ontology annotation, molecular function: ATP binding; cytoskeletal motor activity; protein binding. The record is from RefSeq and is a predicted model, not a curated record. Gene Ontology annotation, biological process: signal transduction.
UGAAGGGUCCAAAGUUCCCGCGGCGAGCCGCGUCUCUCCUCUGCUCCAAACUGUCGGAGCUCAGGCGCAUCCAGACGCGCAGGACGCAGCGCGACCAGACGGACUUUAACUGGAUGAAAACUCCUGAAACAAAGAGUGAAGGCGCUGCUGAGGGAGCGAGGGAAGGAGGGAAGGAAGGAAGGAAGGAAGGAAGGAAGGACGGAGCAUCCCGCAGCGGCUGGCAGGAUGAAGACGAUGCGCUGAAAGUUUCGGUUCGUUUUAACUGGGAAUGAGUUGGAUCAGCGUCCACACAGGGAAUCCUCUGGGAUUACAAUAAAGAGGAGCCAUGGAUAACUUCUUCACUGAGGGGGAUCGGGUGUGGCUCCGGGAGGAGGAGCAGUUCCUGCCCGGCUCCGUGUCUUCCUGCUCUGGAGGCGUCGUCGUCUUCGCCACAGACUACGGCCAGGUCUACACCUACAAGCAGAACGCCCUCACCAGGCAGAAGGUGCAGCCCAUGCACCACAGCAGCGUCAGAGGCGUGGAGGACAUGGCCACGCUGGAGGACCUGCAUGACGGCGCCAUCAUGCACAACCUCUACCAGCGAUACCAGCAGAGGCAGAUCUAUACGUACAUCGGCUCCAUCCUGGCCGCGGUGAACCCGUACCAGCCGCCCGGCCUGUACGACCGGCCCGCCAUCGAGCUCUACAGCCGCCACCACCUCGGUGAAAUCUCUCCACACAUCUUCGCUGUGGCCAACGACUGCUACCGCUCGCUGUGGAGGAGGCAGCAGAACCAGUGCGUCCUGAUCAGUGGAGAAAGUGGAGCUGGUAAAACCGAAAGCACCAAGCUGAUUUUGAGGUUUCUGUCCGCCAUGAGCCAACACUCGCUGGAGGUUUCCUGCAGAGACAAAACGUCGCACGUGGAGGAGGCACUGCUGGAGAGCAGCCCCAUCAUGGAGGCCUUCGGAAACGCCAAGACCGUCUACAACAACAACUCGAGCCGCUUCGGGAAGUUCGUCCAGCUGCAUUUCAGUCAGAAGGGAAACAUCCAGGGAGGAAGAAUAGUUGACUAUCUGCUAGAAAAAAAUCGAGUUGUUCGGCAGAACCCAGGAGAGAGAAACUAUCACAUUUUUUACGCCAUAUUAUCAGGAGCCAACAACCAGCAAAGAGAGGCGUUCGGGUUGACGCGUCCUGAAAGCUACCACUACCUGAGACAGUCCAACUGCACGGAGGACAAGACAAUCAACGACAGCGGCACCUUUCAGGACAUUCUGAGCGCGAUGCGAACCAUGCAGUUCACAGAGGAGAACAUCAGGGAGGUCCUGCGCCUCCUGGCGGGGAUUCUCCAUGCAGGAAACAUCGAGUUCAUGACGGCUGGAGGCGCUCAGGUCGCCUCAAAAUCAGCUCUGAGUUGGACGUCUGAACUUUUGGGCCUGAACUCAGAUCAGCUGGCAGAAGUCCUGACUCACCGCUCCAUGAUCCUCAGGGGGGAGGAGAUCUCCACGCCGCUAACAGUCGAACAGGCGGUGGACUCCAGGGACUCCAUGGCCAUGGCACUUUAUUCUCAGUGUUUCAACUGGAUCAUUCACAAGCUGAACCACCGGAUCCGGGGCAAGGAGGACUUCAAGUCCAUCAGCAUCCUGGACAUUUUUGGAUUUGAGAACUUUGAGGUUAACCGCUUUGAGCAGUUCAACAUCAACUAUGCAAACGAGAAGCUUCAGGAAUAUUUCAAUAAGCACAUUUUCUCCCUGGAGCAACUUGAAUACAACAAAGAGGGCCUGGUUUGGGUCGACAUCAACUGGAUGGACAAUGGAGAGUGUCUGGAUUUGAUCGAGAAGAAACUGGGUCUCCUGGCGCUGAUGAACGAGGAGAGUCACUUCCCCAAAGCCACAGACGACACCUUACUGGAGAAACUCCACAGCCAGCACUCGAAAAAUCCAUUUUAUGUGAAACCUCGUGUUGCUGUGCACCUAUUUGGAGUCAGACAUUAUGCAGGAGAGGUGGUGUAUGACGUGAGGGGGAUGCUGGAGAAGAACAGAGACACUUUCAGGGACGACAUCCUCAACAUGCUGAGAGAAAGCAGGUUGGAUUUUGUCUAUGAUCUGUUUGAACACGUAUUGAGCCGAAACAAGCAGGACACGCUGAAGAGCAGCACCAAGCACAGACGGCCCACCGUCAGCUCCCAGUUCAAGGACUCUUUGCACUCUCUGAUGGCCACCCUGAGCACGUCCAACCCGUACUUCAUCCGCUGCAUCAAACCAAACACACACAAGAUGCCUGACCAGUUUGACCAGACGGUGGUUCUGAACCAGCUCAGGUACUCCGGCAUGCUGGAAACGGUGAAGAUCCGGCGCAGCGGCUUCCCGGUCCGCAGAUCCUUCCAGGACUUCUGCUCCAGGUACAAAGUCCUGAUGAGGGGCGUCCUGACUCCAGACGACCACCGGGGGCGCUGCAAGCAGCUGCUGCACCUCUAUGACAGCAGCAGUGCAGAUUGGCAGCUCGGCAAAACCAAAGUUUUCCUUCGAGAGUCUCUGGAGCAGCGGCUGGAGAAGCAGAGGGAGGUGGAGGUUCUGAAAGCAGCCAUGAUCAUCCAGGCCCACAUCCUGGGCUACAUGGCCCGGAAGCAGUACAGGAGGCUGCUGCAGUGCAUUGUGGUCAUUCAGAAGAACUACCGGGCUUUCUACUGGAGGAGGAAGUUCCUGCUGCUCCGCUGGGCCGCGCUCACCUUCCAGAAGCGCCUGCGGGGCCAGCUGGCCCGCCGGGCCGUCGGCCGCCUGCUGGACGAGAGGAGGAAGAGGGAGGAGGAGGAGGAGCGCCGCAGAAAGAUGGAGGAAGAGAUGGAGAGAGAGAGACUGAGACUGGAGGCGGAGCGACGCGCCAAAGAGGCUGAGGAGGCUCUGCGGCUGGCGGAGCUGCAGCGCGCCGAGGAGCUGCAGCGCGCCGAGGAGCUGCAGCGCGCCGAGGAGCUGGCCUCUCUGGUUUUUACUCAGUCUCAGCUGGAGGAAGCAGCUGCAGCUCUACCUGAAACUCCAGAGGAGCUGCAGUCGGUCUUGCAGGAGGCCGCCGAGGAGGAGGAGGCCAUCCGCCCCCAGGAGGCGUCCCAGGUGGAGGAGAUCCUCCGGCUGGAGCGAGAGAUCCAGGCGCUGCAGAGGCAGAAGGAGCAGCAGGAGCUGUCCCUGACGGAGGCGUCGCUCCACCGCCUGCAGCGCCUCCGGGAUCAGGAGCUGCAGCGGCUGGAGGACGAGGCCUGCAAGGCGGCGCAGCAGUUCCUGGACUCGCUCAACUUCGACGAGAUCGAUGAGUGUGUGAGGAACAUUGAGAGCUCGCUGGGCGUCGGGGAGGAAGAGGAGAAAGAGAAUGGAGGGAGCAGAGGCGCCGACGAAGAGGAGGUCGAUGAAGGGUUCGGAGCCGACGACGAGGCUUUCAAAGACUCUCAACCAAGCGAGCACGGCCACUCCGACGGCCAGCGGACCAGUGGGAUCCGGACGAGCGACGAUUCCUCUGAAGAAGACCCGUACGCCAACGAUGUUCCGAUCCCCGCGAUGCCCCUCACCACCCUGCUCCACCAGCCGCUGCCUCCGUUACCGCCGGCCACCCACAGCGUCUCGUCCAGCGGCGACUCCGCUUUCUGCCACCCGCAGGCGUCGUCAGAGGCGCCGUCCGACGACCUGGUGGAGCUGAUUCCUCCAGACGAGGACUCGGACGACCAGGACGACUAUGACGAGGGCGCCAUCGUGUCCAGCGGCAGCGUGGCGUUCUCCAACCCGCGCAGCGGGCAGUGGUCUCCGGAUAGGGGCUCCGUGGGAACGUACAACAGCUCAGGGGCUUACCGCUUCAGCUCCGAAGGCGCUCAGUCAUCGUUUGAGGACAGUGAAGACGACUUUGACCGGUUUGACACAGACGAUGAGUUGUCGUAUCGCCGGGACUCGGUCUACAGCUGCGUCACUCUGCCGUACUUCCACAGCUUCCUCUUCAUCAAAGGAGGCCUGAUGAACACGUGGAAGCGGCGCUGGUGCGUUCUGAAGGACGAGACCUUCCUGUGGUUCCGGGCCAAGCAGGAAGCUCUGAAGCAGGGCUGGCUGCACAAGAAGGGAGGCGGCUCCUCCACGCUGUCCCGCCGCAACUGGAAGCGUCGCUGGUUCGUGCUGCGCCAGAGCCGGCUCAUGUACUUUGAGAACGACAGCGAGGAGAAGAUGAAGGGAGUGCUAGACAUGCACAAUGCCAAAGAAAUCGUUGAUAACACGGGGAAGGAGAACGGCAUCGACAUCGUGAUGCCAGAGAGGACAUACCACCUGAUCGCAGAGUCUGCUGAGGACGCCAGUCAGUGGUUCAGCGUGCUGAGUCAGGUCCACGGCUCCACAGAACAGGAGAUCAGCGAGUGCACGACGAGCAGGCCAAUCCCGAACGCUGUGGGAACGCUGGAUGUGGGCAUGAUCGACUCGGUUUGUGCUUCAGAUAAUCCAGAAAGACCAAACUCCUUUGUCAUCAUCACUGCGGAGCGAGUUCUGCACUGCAACGCCGACACGCCCGAGGAGAUGCACCACUGGAUCACUCUGCUACAGCGCUCCAAGGGAGACGCGCGCGUCGACGGGCAGGAGUUCAUUAUCAGAGGCUGGUUGCACAAAGAGAUGAACAGCACCAAGGCCUCGCUGAAGCUGAAGAAGCGCUGGUUCCUGCUCACCCACAAUUCCCUGGACUACUAUAAGAGCUCUGAGCGGAACGCCUUGAAACUGGGAACGCUGGUUCUGAACAGCCUCUGCUCCGUGGUGCAGCCCGAUGAGAAGCUCUACAAGGAGACCGGAUACUGGAACGUGAUCGUCUACGGGAAACACUCGUACCGGCUCUACUGUAAGCUGCUGAACGAAGCCACGCGUUGGGCCAGCUCCAUCCAGAACGUCAUCGACACCAAAGCUCCCAUCGACACGCCGACCCAGCAGCUCAUCCAGGACAUCAGGGAGAACUGUCUGAACUCAGAGGUGGUGGAGCAGAUCUACAAGAGGAACCCCAUCCUGCGCUACAGCCACCACCCGCUGCAUUCCCCGCUGCUGCCGCUGCCGUACGGAGACAUCCAGCUGAGCGCGUCACAGAGUCGGAGCUACACCCUGCAGGCCGAAGCCCUCCGGGUGUUCGGCUCCCUGCAGCACCUGGACGGCGUGGCCGACCCGGUCGCCAUCAUCCAGGGCAUCCUGCAGACGGGCCAGGAGCUCAAGCCGCUGCGCGACGAGCUCUACUGCCAGCUGAUCAAGCAGACGGCCCGGCCGCCGCAGCCCGGCGGCACGGCCAACCUCUGCAGCUGGAAGAUCCUGGCCUGCAUGUGCUGCACCUUCAUCCCCUCACGGAGCAUCCUCAGAUACCUGAAGUUCCACCUGAAGAGGACCAGAGAGCUCUUCCCCGCCUCAGAGAUGGACCGCUACGCCGCCUUCGCCUUCGACUCCUUGAAGAAGACUCGGGCCAGGGAGAACGUGCCGUCGCAGGAGGAAAUCCGCUCCAUCGUGGCCCGGCAGGAGAUGAGCACCACAGUGCACUGCCAUGGCGGAGGCUCCUGCAAGAUCACCAUCAACUCACACACCACUGCAGGGGAGGUGGUGGAGAAGCUGAUCCGCGGUCUGGCCAUGGAGGACAGCAGGAACAUGUUCGCUCUGUUCGAACACAACGAUGCCUCAGAGAAAGCCAUCGAGAGCCGGACCGUGGUGGCCGACGUUCUCGCCAAGUUUGAAAAACUUUCAGCGAGCGCAGAAGAAAGCAACACGGGCUGGAAGCUGUACUUCAAACUGUACUGCUUCCUGGACACGGACGGCGUUCCCAAGGACAGCGUGGAGUUUGCCUUCAUGUUCGAACAGGCCCAUGAGGCGGUCAUCCAGGGCCACUAUCCGGCCCCGGAGGAGACGCUCCAGUUCCUGGCCGCCCUCAGGCUCCAGUACCUGCUGGGCGACCAGAACCCCCAGAUCACCGUGCCCGAGAUGAGCCAGGUGUUCCCCAUGGCCCGACUGCGGACCCGGGUCCAGAACUCGGCCAAGACGUUUUCCGGCUCCGGCUCUGUGGCGGAGCGCUCCGGGACGGCGGAGCGGAAACGCUCCAGCUUCCUGGAGGGAACGCUGCGGCGGAGCUUCAGGAGCGGCUCGCUGAGCCGGCAGAGGCUGGAGGAGGAGAACAGCCUGGAGGCCUGGCUGAGGGAGGAGGCGGCCGCCGUCCGGACCAGCGUCCUGGACAAGUGGAGGAAGCUGCAGGGCAUGAGCCAGGAGCAGGCCAUGGUCAAGUACAUGGCGCUGGUGAAGGAGUGGCAGGGCUACGGAUCCACGCUCUUCAACGUGGAGAGCCGUGACGGAGCGUUCCCGGCGGAGCUGUGGCUCGGCGUGACGGAGUCCAUCUCCGUGUACAAACGCGGCGAGCUGUGGCCCCUGGAGGUCUUCCCCUACGAACUCAUCCUGUCCUUCGGCGCGCCGCUGCCCAACGCCUACAAGAUCGCCGUGGAGGGCCGGGAGCUGCUGUUCGAGACCCAGAUGGUCAUGGACAUCGCCAAGCUCAUGAAGGCGUACAUCAGCAUGAUCGUGAAGAAGCGCUACAGCAACAGUCAGUCGGUCGGCAGCCAUGAGAGCAAAUGCAGCGCCUGGUGAAGCCGGACGGAGCCUCAGGGGCCCACAGGGCUGGAACCGAACCCACAACAGAACCCAGAACAGAACCCGAGUCAAGACGGCCCCGCUCCUUCCUCAGAUUAUAUGAAAUAGGUGUCAAAUGUUUGUGCUGCAAUUUAUUUUUUGUGCCGUUAUGAUUUUUAAGAAAAAAAUAGUUUCCAGAGAUAAAGUUUCCGUCUUUAUCCCAACAUUAAACUAAACAAAAUGGAUGGAAGUUAA